Symbiodinium sp. CCMP2592 is the source of this 1002-nucleotide messenger RNA. NCBI's taxonomy places the organism in Eukaryota, Dinophyceae, Suessiales, Symbiodiniaceae. The record is from the annotation of a GenBank genome assembly.
AUGAAAAACCGACAAAGCUUAGUCAAGUGGAUCCGGGAGUGGCGUAUCCCACAUCAGAUGCUGGAGGGUGCCCUCUCGGAGGUCCGUAAACUUCGCAAGGCCGACCUCCGGUCCAAAGGCGCUUCGGCGAAGGCCAAGGCAGAACGUGGUCGCGACACUUCACGGAGCGGCAGCAAGCCACGGAGCAGCAGCCGGAAAACGAAGAGGGGUGGCAACCUGUACGAGUUCACAGAUGGCCAGCUUCGAACAGCCCUGAACGUUUGCGGGGUCCAGGGCACGGCGGAGUGGCAUAAGCGUGAUCUGGUGCGAAAGCUCCAGAGCAUGGGCAUCCGAGUAAAGGACGUCCAGGCGCUGGUUGACGAGAUGAACCCCUCGGGAAAGCGAAUUCGGCGGCAGAACUCGCGAAGUCGCGGAAAGAGGAGGCCGCCAAUGUCCCGUGCCGAGCGCGACUUCUUCGCAGACACGCGGGUCGUGAACGAGUUCCUCCGCGAGGAGUACGACGACUGGGACGAUGAAGAUGAGGAUGACUACUUCGAUUUCACGAUGGAUGACGAGCCCUGGGAUUCUGUCCCAUGGGAUUCGGAGUUCGACGAUUAUUUCGCUGACGCCCAUGAAGAGACGCAGUAUCGGCGCGGCUCGCAGGGCCCAGCUGAGAACUACAGCUAUUCGGCUCCCGGCCCAGAUCCCUGGAACAACCCCGGCGGGUGGACGUACACUUCUGCGUCUGGCUACAAUGGCAGCUACUACCAGUCUGCGAGAAGCCAGUCGACGGGGAGCACAUGGCCGAAAGCGCCGACAGUCACCCCGGAGGAAGCAAUGAGUCGCGCUCUCCGAGAAGGAUGGAAAGCAGAGGGCAUGUCCCGGACACAGGCAUAUUGGGGCCUGGGGGAUGCUCUAGUGGCAACUCAGGUCGGUGACUCUGCGCGAAACCAGGAAAUAGGGCUGGUGUCGGAGCUUUCCCUUCUCGAGAAAUCACACAUCGCCUGGAGCCUUAGAAGUUGA